UCCGUAGAUAGGGGCAGAGUCUGCUGUGUGCGAGUGAGAGAUGGACCGAGGGCGCUCUUCCGAUUAGCGAAUGCUAAGAGAAGAGACUCACAUAGCAAGAACUAUUGAUAUAACAGACUUGAUUGGCUUUAACCUGAAAACAAAACAAAUAAGUUUACUAUCUUUCACAUCCGCUCCACACACACCAACACGGGAUUGAUGGUAAUGUAUGCAAGGAAACCAGCGAGACUCGGCGAUGGGUGCAACGAUCGAAGGGACUCACAGCCCUAUCAGACUCUUAAAUACUCAUCGAAGAGUCACCCCGGUAGCGACCACCGGCAUGAGAAGAUGCGAGACCCUGCUGAUGCCACCCCACCGUGCAAAAUCCUGCGGCGAUCUGACAGCCCAGACAACAAACACACCGACAAUUCCAGUCAUGGCCGGGCGAAAGCGAUCCACACACACCGAGGCAGAGAGAGGGAUGGAGGGACCAGUUAUUCCCCUCAGGAGAACUCCCACAACCACAGCGCUCUGCACAGCGCCAACUCCCAUUCCAACCCCAGCAGGACGGCUGACACGCCCUAUGAACCUGCAGAUGACUGGUCAGAGCACAUUAGUUCCUCUGGGAAGAAGUACUACUACAACUGCAGGACAGAGGUCUCACAGUGGGAGAAGCCUAAGGAGUGGCUGGAAAGAGAGCAGAGGCAGAAGGAGGCUGCCAAGACGACGGUAGUCAACAGCUUCCCCAAAGACAGAGACUACAGACGGGAGGCCAUGCAGGCUACGGUUGCCUCCAGCUUCCCUAACAAGUCCGUAUCAGAGAAGCCAUCCUCCCUCUCCUGCACGUCUCAGUCCUCCUCUUCCUCGUCAUCUGUGGCCAGCGCCGCCGCUCAGGCCGGCUCGGCCUCCGUCUCCACGGUGACCGUCUCCCCGGUGCUGCAGUCCCCGGUCGCGCCCACCCUGCUCCAGGACCCGUCCCUCCUGAGACAGCUCCUCCCCGCGCUGCAGACUGCCCUGCAGCUCAACAACGCCAGCGUGGACAUGGCCAAGAUCAAUGAGGUUCUGACAGCAGCUGUGACUCAAGCGUCGCUGCAGUCUAUGCUCCACAAGAUCCUCACGGCCGGUCCGUCUGCCUUCAACAUCACCUCCCUGCUCUCCCAGGCUGCCCAGCUGUCUAACCAAGCCCAGCAGUCCAGCCAGUCGCCCAUGUCUCUGACUUCAGACGCCUCAUCACCCCGCUCCUACGUGUCCCCCCGGAUCAGCACCCCCCAGACCAACACCGCAUCCCACAAGCCACUGCUCAGCACGCCACCCGUCACCACACAGACCAAGGUGAGCACACCUGUUGUAAAGGCCGGCUCUCACCCUCAACCCUCUCCCCAGCAGCCCCUCCCCUCAGACAAGCACCACGACACGGCCAGCUCUCCCCGCAACCUUCAGAGGCAGAGCAGUCAAAGAAGCCCUUCCCCUGGCCCCAACCAUGUUGCCGCGAGCAACAGCAGCACCAGUAACAACGGCAGUAGCAGUAGAGUGGGUGUGGCAGCCGGUGCGAGUGGGGGGGCCCAGGUGGAAUCCACGGGACGGUCGGCGUGCUUCACCCCCUCCCUGGCGGCACACUUUGAUGAGAACCUCAUCAAGCACGUACAGGGCUGGCCUGCAGAGCACGUCGAGAAACAGGCAUCUCGGUUACGUGAGGAGGCCCACACCAUGGGCAGCAUCUACAUGUCUGAGAACUGUACCGAGCUGAAGAACCUGCGCUCCCUGGUGCGAGUGUGUGAGAUCCAGGCCACGCUGCGUGAGCAGAGGAUACUGUUUUUGAGACAGCAAAUUAAGGAACUUGAAAAGCUGAAGAAUCAGAAUUCCUUCAUGGUGUGAGGACUUGCAUUGCUGGAGUGGGGAUCUGGAAAAGAGUGGAGAGGAGAGAGGGGCAGAAGUCUGUGUGUGUGUGUGUGUGUGUGGGUGUGUGUGUGGGUGGGUGCAUGUGUGUUGGUGUUUGUGUGGUGCAUCAACCUGUUGCACACAUUCAGAACCCUGGAGAGCCACAAUUGUGUUGUUUGGGCCCAGCUGUGCCCAUAAACAGAACUGCAUCCACAUUUGGACCAAGUGGGAGAAUGUGUGUGUGUGUGUGUGUGUGGGUGUGUAUUGGUUUUUGGUGGAUGUGAUGGGGUGUUGAAACAGGACCGCCCAACGCCUCUCCUCUCCGCCCUGAACGUGUAGAUUUCCAGUAGAUGUUUCCAUGUUUGUAAAUAGGUUUUGUAGAAGCCAUGGAAAGCCAUGCCUAUCAGAGAAACGGAAGAAGUAAAAAAAAAAAAAAAAAAGCUUUCAACAUCCAAACGAUGGAACAGACAUCGACUGGUCCCCUGUUGGCCUCCAGAACUUUGUCUUGGCUCUGGGGGAGGACGCCAGCAGGCUUUUUCUUGUGGUAGACUGACAGACCAGUGAACCAUUUGCCCUGAGCACGCACUACGGACCUGCAUGGAUAUGAUGGACGAUCUGAACGGGAGUGUCACCGAACAUGUAACCCCUCUCCACCCAUACUCCCCCACCCCCACCCCAGGUCCUCAACACUUACCCACACACCCAAACCCACAGGACUCCGUCAGUCGCUGUCUAAACACUCAUCCUCUCCAAGUGGACGACCCUCCCUCAGUAGCACCAUCUCGCACGGAGACUCAUACAUACCCACCUCUACAGUUUUCUCUCUUAUUCUCAAUCACAUACACACACACACACACAGACACAAAACACUUUCAGUCUAAUGACCUGAUUUUUCUCAUUGUAUGGACUGUAACAAUGAAGCGUAACUGGUUAGCAGUGUAGUCUCCUGUAUCCUCUGUUUGUUCUCUGACGGCCUGGUUCAGAAGGGGGGGGGCUCCCUGUCUGCCUGCAGUGCCUCCAGUGGCCUGCCCACACUGCCCCCUAGUGGCUUGGCUCCAUUACUGCAAUCACCAGUGCCUGCCAGCGUGAUGGGAGUGAGAGAUGGGGGGGGGGGGGGGGGGGGGCUGAGGGCUUGUGACGGUAUUCAGUUGGGUAAAGGAGGGUGAGGACCAUUGCCACAGCUUAACGCACCCGCUUUGGGUCCCACCCAGCACGCAAUCACAAACCAAUCAGGCUUUGUUCUCCCCAGUAUGGAGGUGGAGUCUAGUCGCUGAUACUCCCACCCCACUCCUGUUCUUUUUUGUUUUUGUUUUAGUUUUUUUUUUCCAUCCAGUCUCUGUUUCUUGUGUAUUUCUGUUGCCCGUCUGUCUGUUUUUAAAGCUGUACUUUAAAAGAGAGCGAGGCGUUCCUUUGAGAACGUGACGUGCCCUCACGUAAAACAAAAGAUCAUUCCUUUGUACAGUCGCUGAAGUAGUAAUGGAAUUUAAAAAAAAGAGAAAGCCGCUUUAUUCAAAAGUUGCAGUGAUUAUUAGUAUAUCAGACAUGUUGUAUCCAUAAAUUAUUGCUGCACAUUUUUCAUUUGCACCCUGUAUGUUUGGAUGGAGUUAAGGGUGGGGGGGGGGGGGGGGCUGUGCUGCUGGGGGUGCUGGCAAGGGAGGGGGGUUCACACAGGCAAGGACUGGACUUAAGUGACCUCCCCCCACCGCACCCCUCAUCAUCGUCAGGGUCAGGGCAGAGGCACGCAGGGGUCACAAGGUCAAAUGUGAAUUGUAUGUAUUGUAAUAAACAUUCUAACUAAAAGCGA
This is a messenger RNA of Alosa sapidissima (American shad), 3661 nucleotides long. RefSeq names its product WW domain containing adaptor with coiled-coil a (gene waca). Gene Ontology annotation, molecular function: chromatin binding; RNA polymerase II complex binding. Lineage: Eukaryota; Metazoa; Chordata; Actinopteri; Clupeiformes; Clupeidae. The transcript is spliced from 13 exons. The record is from RefSeq and is a predicted model, not a curated record. Gene Ontology annotation, cellular component: nucleus. The coding region runs from base 199 to 1854 and encodes 551 amino acids. Gene Ontology annotation, biological process: positive regulation of TORC1 signaling; regulation of autophagy.